This is a messenger RNA of Fomitopsis serialis, 2042 nucleotides long. RefSeq lists its product as uncharacterized. The coding region runs from base 269 to 1822 and encodes 517 amino acids. Lineage: Eukaryota; Fungi; Basidiomycota; Agaricomycetes; Polyporales; Fomitopsidaceae. The transcript is spliced from 5 exons. The record is from RefSeq and is a predicted model, not a curated record.
UGUGGCAUUGACCCGGAGCGCCGAGCAUCCGCGCUUUGUUCGGACUGUCUUAACAGCAAAACAGGAACACUAUUUCCGCUCCGACUUUCGCGACAAGAUUCGAUGGAAUAUCCCCGUGGAGGAUUACUUGCGUGCCGUUCUCAACGAAGACCACCUCGAUGUCGUGCCUGGCCAGGUGUAUUGCCCCGGACGCAUUGUAGACGUCUUCCUGUCGUCUCGUUUCCUCGGAGCCCGAGAACCCUGGAUGGACGGUAAGACGAACAAGAUUAUGCAUAUUGCCCGUCUCGCAGACUCGUUCCUGACGCAAGCCUACGGGAGCGAAACCCCUCACCACGCUGCCGGUGGCUUCUCAAACUGUGUCGGCAGUGAUCACCUCACGCCUCUGGAGAAUGCUCGUGCGUCGCAGCCGUGUACCGAAGCAGGGGAUGCCUCGCCUUCUGUCGGGAAAGGAAUCCCUAGCCUACUGGAAACCGGAGACCAGCACUCCCAGGCCGGAGUGGAUAGCAAACGGAGGCGAGAACUCGACGCAGCGAACGACUCAGAUCUGGACGCACUUCGGCCCAAGCGCUUUCGUCUUGCUCCCGCGCAAUCUUCUCCUGCUGACAUCUCAGAGCCGCAGACAAACGACCCACCGCACGUUAUGACCCGAGGGGAACUGUGCGCAAUCCACUACAUGUACCGCGUCUUGGCAUCCAGUGUGUGGACGUUCGUGCUCGGUUGGCUGGUCGAGGAUGAUCAAGUCCGCCUCAUCUACGGUGACCGUAUGGGGCUUGUCUUCACGAAGACCUUCUCUUCCCCUGAAGAUGCAAGGGGAUAUACUUUGCCGGUGGUCUCUGUCAUGGGUUUCGUUGGCGUGGGUAACCUCGGUUUGGACAAGAGUUUUGGUAGAGCGACCUUACCGCGCGAUGGCUCCUCGCAAGGAGCAUGGCGCAAUCACGAGCUUGAAUUCGACGUCGACCAGGACGAACCGAUGCAUAUCCCAUCUGGUCUUCUGGGACGGGGCACCCUCGUUGUUCCCAUCACAGCGCCGCCGGGCGGCGAGGCGGCGCAGCUGUGCGGGUCGGAGCCGCUCGUGGCGAAGAUCGCAUGGCCCCAGGUCGCUCUUCACCAAGCAGAAGACCAGACCAUCAUAGUCGUCCGCAGGAAGCUGGUUGAGAAGAGCAAGAAGUAUUGCGACCACAUUGUCGAUCUGAAAUGUUCGGUGACGAGGAGCAUCGAGGAGAUGAGCUUGCCAAGGUGCGCGAUGGGUGUCAUUCUUGAAAAUGAAGACCUUCGCGUCUGCCGAACGAUGGUUCUCGAACGUUACGAGUGUCUGGAAGACAUCGGGUCCGCGGACGCGUUCCACACGGUCUUCGUUGAUGUAGUCCGUGCUCACUAUUGGGUCCACAAGACGUCGGGCAUACUGCACGGCGAUAUUAGUAUCAACAACCUCAUGUGGUGCUUGCGAGAUGGACGAUUCAUUGGCAUCCAGCAGGAAGACUCCUGUCCGGCCACAGAACGGCGCGGUGGCAACCAGCCUCGCAAUGGUCUCCGCAACUCUGAAUCUCCAGCAGCGAGCCCGGGCGUCCGCUUGGCGAACCACCCAGAGAAGUCGGAACUCGACAUCGUCGAAACAGCGCACGAAGCCUUCAAACCCCUUGUCACGCUGGACGGCGUCUUGUGCCGGCUUUGGGACUUGUCCACGACCUUGAGCGCGCCAUGGAUCACAUCGACGACGUUCGGGCGAGGGCACGCGGAGGCCGUCUGCAGGACCAUCAGAAGGCCAAAAUCGAGGAAAUCCAGAGGGCGAGGGAUGAGCUGGUCACAUACAGUAUCUUCAUGAAAGUCAUGGGAGAAGCGGAAGAAUGAGAUAGUGUGUAGCUGUCCUUUGUGCAAUUUGAGCAUGUAGCGGCCAGAUGCUAGGUCUGCCCGCCAGCGAGCACUGGUACAAUGGUUGAGAUUGCCUCGGACUGAGUCUGCCUUGAAAUUACGAACGUGACUACAUAUGGCCUUUUGUCCCCAAAGUAACAGAACACGGCGAGUAAAAAGAAUUUCAAGUUACU